Molecule: messenger RNA, 711 nt
Organism: Trichomonas vaginalis G3
Lineage: Eukaryota; Parabasalia; Trichomonadida; Trichomonadidae
Product: glycosyltransferase family
Exons: 1
Coding region: 1-711 (236 amino acids)
Molecular function (GO): glycosyltransferase activity
Source: RefSeq, a predicted model, not a curated record
AUGAAUUAUACAGAUAAAGUACCGUUUAAUCAUUUAGUCGAAACGCGUAAAAUACACGAAAUAUGCAAUAUAUCUACCGAGUCUUUAAUAAUUAGCAACUUAAAGCUCCCAUCAUCGUUUUCACACAAUCCUUACGGAAAAAUCGACAAAAAUUCUGUAAUAGAAUAUGCCAGCCAUUCUGAUUCAACUUUAUAUCAUCUUAAGAACGUAUACGUCUGUCAUUCUAUGUUAACUUCCGAUUCAAAUCAAAUUUUUAAAUUUGAUAAGCAUUACGAAACAAGCUGCAUAUUUUGCGGCGGCUUUGGUAAUGUUGUUGGUGCAUAUGACCACAUUAUCGCCGUAGGCAACGUAUUUUUCCAAUACGGCCACUUUUUUAUAGACGUUUUAGCUCCAUUAAUGUUAAUUCCCGAAAAUAUACGAGAGAAAGCAUACAUAGCCGUUCAGGGAAUCCCUAAAUACAAGAUAGAUAUACUAGUUCAUAUUGGUUUCCCUAGACAUCGAAUUGUCAGAGCAAUUGGAAGUGAAUGGCUUUACGGAAGGAACGAUUAUACACUUGCUCCACACCCUUACUUAAGUUAUGCAGGUGUAACGUUCGAAAGACUCGGAAAACUGAUCAGAAAGAGCUACAAAAUCGAAAAAAUUGUUCCAACAAAGUAUACUUUGUCAAAUAGAGGCAAGAAAGAAAAAGAUCAAUUUCAAACUUCGAUUUAG